Vitis vinifera (wine grape) is the source of this 1629-nucleotide messenger RNA. RefSeq names its product protein DETOXIFICATION 43. Bases 1 to 1629 code for a protein of 542 amino acids. Lineage: Eukaryota; Viridiplantae; Streptophyta; Magnoliopsida; Vitales; Vitaceae. Gene Ontology annotation, cellular component: membrane. Gene Ontology annotation, molecular function: xenobiotic transmembrane transporter activity; citrate transmembrane transporter activity; antiporter activity. The transcript is spliced from 13 exons. Gene Ontology annotation, biological process: transmembrane transport. The record is from RefSeq and is a predicted model, not a curated record.
AUGGUCGAUGAGGGUGUUUUUCAGCCACCUGAGCGCAAGUGGAAGAUUCCACUCCUUGUUUUCUUCAAAGACGCGAGUCUUGUUUUCAAGAUGGAUGAACUUGGCUCAGAGAUACUAUGCAUAGCUUUCCCUGCUGCUUUGGCCUUGGCUGCUGACCCCAUUGCCUCUCUGAUCGACACAGCCUUUAUUGGCCAUUUAGGUCCGGUGGCGCUUGCUGCUGUAGGAGUUUCUAUCGCAAUCUUUAAUCAAGCUUCAAGGAUAGCGGUAUUCCCGCUUGUCAGUAUCACAACUUCUUUGGUUGCUGAGGAAGAUACUAUUGAAAGAAUAAGCAAUGAAGUACCAAAAGGUGAAAACUCAGAGAAGGUUUCAGACAAGAACUGUGAAACAAAAGAGUUGAAGGAUGCAGAUGCAAUGCUUGAGAUCUUGGAAGAGGGUUCAACCAAAGACAGUGAAAUGAAAGCUUCGAUGCCAGAAGACGAUUCCAAGACUAGUGCAGCCCCUUGUGUUAGCACCGGCGGUCGAAAUAAGGCUAAAUCGAAACGUGAGAAGCGGCAUAUCCCUUCAGCAUCAACGGCGCUAGUCAUUGGUGGACUGCUUGGCCUGAUCCAAACCCUAUUCCUCAUAUUUGCAGCAAAACCUCUCUUGAGUUUCAUGGGUGUGAAAUCUGGUUCUCCAAUGCUGCCCCCAGCUCUAAAGUAUUUGACAUUAAGAUCACUUGGUGCUCCGGCUGUUCUUCUCUCUUUAGCCAUGCAAGGAGUUUUUCGGGGUUUUAAGGAUACAAAAACUCCUUUAUACGCCACUGUUGCAGGAGAUCUAACAAACAUCAUUUUGGACCCGAUAUUUAUUUUUGUUUGCCGUUUGGGCAUCAGCGGCGCAGCCAUUGCCCAUGUUAUUUCUCAGUACUUAAUAUCACUUAUCCUCUUGCUGAAAUUGAUGACACGAGUUAAUCUCUUACCUCCAAGACUUAAAGAUCUGCAAUUUCAUCGGUUUCUCAAAAAUGGUUUUCUACUCUUAUGGAGGGUGAUAGCAGUGACAUUCUGUGUGACCUUGGCAGCAUCGUUGGCUGCUCGACUCGGCUCGAUUCCUAUGGCUGCAUUCCAGAUCUGCUUGCAGGUCUGGUUGACAUCGUCGCUUCUCGCUGAUGGUUUGGCUGUUGCUGGACAGGCAAUCUUAGCUUGUGCCUUUGCUGAGAAGGACUAUGGUAAGGCAACAGCGGCUGCAACCCGAGUAUUGCAGAUGACCUUUGUUCUAGGCUUGGGGCUCGCUCUCCUCGUUGGAGUUGGUUUAAAAUUCGGUGCGGGAGUGUUCACAAGGGACCCAAACGUUCUGCAGCUCAUUAGUAUAAGCAUUCCAUUUAUCGCGGCGACCCAACCAAUCAAUUGCUUAGCCUUUGUUUUCGAUGGAGUGAACUUUGGAGCAUCGGAUUUUGCAUAUACUGCAUACUCCAUGAUUUUGGUGUCCAUACUGAGUAUUGCAUCCUUGUUCUACCUCUCUAAAACAAAUGGCUUCGUGGGAAUCUGGGUUGCUUUAACCAUCUACAUGGUCCUCCGCAUAUUAGCUGGGAUUUGGAGGAUGGGCACAGGAACAGGACCGUGGCAUUUUCUUAGGGGUCAAUUCCGAUUGCCAUAG